GGUAGGCGGUAGAUGAGAGAGCUGGCGCAGCUGCCGUGGUGGCAGCGGCUGAAGUGGCGGCAGCAGCGGCAGUGGUGGUGGCUGCAACAUCUUCAGGCUCGGGGUCUCGACGGCAGCGCCACCGGCAGACUGGGCUGCACGGUGCCGAGCCCGGCGCGCGGUCCGGGUUGCAGGGGCGCGUAAGAUGCCUCAGAUGGAGGAGUUUCUGAGAAGCACCUGUAGGCCAGUGGCUUUGAAUGGCAGCUUAAAGCAGAGACUAUUUGCAUCCCUGAACAUCACAUCCUGAGGCCCACAGGAGAGAAGACCAUGGCCAUGAAUUUAGACGACGACGUUCCCCUCAUCUUGACCUUGGACGAGGGUGGCAGUGGCCCACUGGCUCCCUCCAAUGGCCUGGGCGAAGAGGAGCUGCCUAGCAGAAAUGGGGGCAGCUGUGCCGUCCAUGACCUCCGGGACCCCAGCCUGAGCUCGGAGGGCGAGGGCUUCCCAUCCAGCCCCCCCGGACACAACUGGGAGAUGAAUUACCAAGAGGCAGCGAUCUACCUCCAGGAAGGUGAGAAUAACGACAAGUUCUUCACCCACCCCAAGAACGCCAAAGCGCUGGCGGCCUACCUCUUCGCACACAACCACCUCUUCUACCUGAUGGAGCUGUCCACAGCCCUGCUCCUGCUGCUGCUGUCCCUGUGCGAGGCCCCCGCCGUCCCCGCGCUCCGGCUCGGCAUCUACGUCCACGCGACCCUGGAGCUGCUCGCCCUCAUGGUGGUUGUCUUUGAGCUUUGCAUGAAGUUGCGGUGGCUGGGCCUGCACACCUUUAUCCGGCACAGACGGACUAUGGUCAAGACCUCUGUGCUGGCGGUGCAGUUCGUCGAGGCCAUCGUGGUGCUGGUGCGGCAGGCGUCCCACGUGCGGGUGACCAGGGCGCUGCGCUGCAUCUUCCUGGUGGACUGUCGGUACUGCGGCGGCGUCCGGCGCAACCUGCGGCAGAUCUUCCAGUCCCUGCCGCCCUUCAUGGACAUCCUCCUGCUGCUGCUCUUCUUCAUGAUCAUUUUCGCCAUCCUCGGUUUCUACUUGUUCUCCCCUAAUCCUUCAGACCCCUACUUCAGCACCCUGGAGAGCAGCAUCGUCAGCCUGUUCGUGCUUCUGACCACUGCCAAUUUCCCAGACGUGAUGAUGCCUUCCUACUCCCGGAACCCCUGGUCCUGUGUCUUCUUCAUUGUGUACCUCUCCAUCGAGCUGUACUUCAUCAUGAACCUGCUUCUGGCCGUGGUGUUCGACACCUUCAAUGACAUCGAGAAACGCAAGUUCAAGUCUUUGCUGUUGCAUAAGCGAACCGCCAUCCAGCACGCCUACCGCCUGCUCAUCAGCCAGCGGAGGCCCGCCGGCAUCUCCUACAGGCAGUUUGAGGGCCUGAUGCGCUUCUACAAGCCCCGGAUGAGUGCUGGGGAGCGCUAUCUCACUUUCAAGGCCCUGAACCAGAGCAACACGCCUCUGCUAAGCCUGAAGGACUUCUACGAUAUCUAUGAAGUCGCUGCCUUGAAGUGGAAGGCAAAGAGAAACAGAGAACACUGGUUUGAUGAGCUUCCUAGGACAGCGUUCCUCAUCUUCAAAGGAAUCAAUAUCCUCGUGAAGUCCAAAGCCUUUCAGUAUUUCAUGUACUUGGUGGUGGCCGUCAACGGCGUCUGGGUCCUCGCGGAGACCUUCAUGCUGAAAGGUGGGAACUUCUUCUCCAAGCACGUGCCCUGGAGUUACCUCGUCUUUCUGACUAUCUACGGGGUGGAGCUGUUCCUGAAGGUCGCCGGCCUGGGCCCCAUUGAGUACCUGUCCUCCGGGUGGAAUCUGUUCGACUUCUUCGUCACGGCGUUCGCCUUCCUGGGACUGCUGGCUCUGGCCUUCAACAUGGAGCCCUUCUACUUCAUAGUGGUUCUGCGUCCGCUCCAGCUGCUGAGGCUGUUCAAGCUGAAGAAGCGUUACCGCAACGUGCUGGACACCAUGUUCGAGCUGCUGCCCCGCAUGGCCAGCCUGGGCCUCACCCUGCUCAUCUUCUACUACUCCUUUGCCAUCGUGGGCAUGGAAUUCUUCUGCGGAAUCCUCUACCCCAACUGCUGCAAUACAAGCACAGUGGCGGACGCCUACCGCUGGCUCAACCACACCGUGGGCAACAGGACUGUGGUGGAGGAGGGCUACUAUUAUCUCAAUAAUUUUGACAACAUCCUGAACAGCUUUGUGACCUUGUUCGAGCUCACGGUUGUCAACAACUGGUACAUCAUCAUGGAAGGUGUCACCUCGCAGACCACCCACUGGAGCCGCCUCUACUUCAUGACCUUUUACAUCGUGACCAUGGUGGUGAUGACUAUCAUCGUAGCCUUCAUCCUCGAGGCCUUCGUCUUCCGAAUGAACUUCAGCCGCAAGAACCAGGACUCGGAAGUGGACGGCGGCAUCACGGUGGAGAAGGAGAUGUCCAAGGACGAGCUGCUGGCCGUGCUCAAGCUGUACCGGGAGGUGCGGGGAGCUGCUUCCGACGUCACCUGGCUGCUCAAGAUCCUCUCGCAGAUGGAGAGAAACGAGCAAAACGCCGUGGUGUUUCUGGGACGCAGAUCGAGGACCAAGAGCGACCUGAGCCUGAAGAUGUACCAAGAGGAGAUUCAGGAGUGGUACGAGGAGCACGCCCGGAAGCAGGAGGAGCAGCAGCGCCAGCUGGACGGCAGCAGCGUCCCCGCCGCCCAGCAGCCCCCGGGCAGCCGCCAGCGCUCGCAGACCAUCACCUAACCCCGGCGCGCACACACGCAAGCCAUCUCUUCUAUGCAAUAACACAAUAGUAUUAUGUUACUACGACGUACCAGAAUGUGUGCGUAUGCACAUAUGCACAUGUUCACAUAUAUGCACCUAUUUAUAUAGAGGAAAAGGGAGACAGACGUUGUCCUUAACCCCAGGAGCCAGUUUGCUCGGGGCGGGGGGCCGUCCAGCCCCUAGGAGCCCUUCCUAGCACAGAAAGCUCCAGAAGGCGAUUUUACAAGAGGACCGCUGGGAUCGAUGCUGCCCAUCGCUGCAGGGCCCGGCUUCAGCGCCGGCCAGCCCUCCCUAGGCCAUGCCCACGCCCACGCCGUCCUCCUGGCGCCGCUCUCGUGGCUCGCCCCAGCUGACAGCUUCCCCACUAACUCCCCCUGUGGCCACGUCACGGGUCUCUGUGUCUUGCUUUAGGGACAGAACCACUCACGAAGGAAAGAACCCACACCCUUGGGGUUCAUAUUUCUAUAUAUAUAUGAUAAUGCCGUCGAGCGUCCCCUUGGGGGACCUGGGCCUCAGCCCUAGCGGAAAGAGGAGCCGAGGGGUGUUACUCUUGCACGCGGGCAGACCCCCGCCAGGGCUGGGCAGCGGAGACGCCGCGGACGCAGUCCGUGCCCUGGCUCUGUCCACCUCUGCACACGCCCCUUCUGGCUCGGGUGCAGUGCUUGUUGCUGACAGUCCUGCUGUGGCCUCGUUUGGAAUCCGGGCCCAGCAGCAGGAGGAAGGCAGCCAGGGGCCGGCCCACGGCUGCCACCCAGACCGACUCCCGACUCCCGGAACGGGCUUUCUCCACGAAAUCCCGCCUCCUGCUUGCGACUGUCCUGUCCAAGCACAAGGCCUGUCGGUUAACGCGGGGCUCUGCUGAAGACAACGCAGAUGCCUCACACAUGAGCGCUGGGUUCCACUGCUGGGAACAGAGAGAAGGGCACAGAGACGGCCCCACGGGGCGUCCGCAGCGGCCCUGUGGCUGAGCCUGGGGGGCCACUUGCCCCUCGCCCCAGGGCGUCCUGGGAGGAGUGGUCGGCACAGCCCUUCCAGUGCCCCUGGCACCCGGGAGUUCCCUGAGAUCAGUGUGGCCGGGUAGGACUGACACUCGAACCCAGAGCAGGCCAUCGGGGGUGGCUGCUCUGGGGAACGUGGUGGUGGUGGUGGCACAGGCAGGGUCAGUGGAGGGGGCAGGGGCAGCCCCAACCCAACCCCAGCUCUCCAGCUGCCCCCACCGCCUCCUGUGACCGAGGAAGGCAGGUGAGCAGAGGUUCUGGUGCCAGGCCCUCUCCCCAGCAGGGCAGGGCCCCGCCCCAGGGGUGUCAUACCCAGCUGACCACUCCCUGGCCAUCUCCAAGGCCAAGCCUGACCCCCGCAGCCAACACUGCACAGCUCUGCCCCUCCCCGGGGUUUGGGGGGUGAGAAGGGUGGGCACUGUUGUUCUCGCAGCACGGCCCUUCGGGGGAAAUGAGGAAUCGCCGAGGUUCCCACAGGGGUCAAGAGGCUGAUGCCGUCUCUGGAGGACCGACCACAGCCAUGGCGGGCAGCUUGGCGCCGAGCCCCAGCCGGAACCAGGUCCCCUGCCCCGGGAAGGAGCUUCACUUGCAUACCGGGUGCCUUGCAGCUUCUGCGCACUGAAAUGGGCCUUUGGGAGCGGGCGUCCGGGGGCAGCCUCUGCAGGAGGGCAGGGGGCCCCCAGCUUGAGCCUCUGAGGCCUCGUUCUAGUCCCAUCCUCCACCCCCAGGGGCUGCAAACCUGGGAGGGGCACCAGGGCGUUGAGGCCCCCCAGUGUGAGGGCCGGUACCAGGAAGGAGGGCUUUAGGCCAGCCCCCCUGACCCCGUCCUGAGCUUUGGCUCAGAGGGGAUGAAGUCCAAGGGCCAAUAGUGCUGACGGGCCUUCGUCACUGAGGCUAAGGACAGCUGUCCACACAGGGUCACCUCUGGCCUCCUCGUCAAGCUGAUCCCAAACUUGCACAUAGGUUCAUGGAGCAGGGAGCGGGUGUCCACAUAGGUUCUUGGAGCAGGGAGCGGGUGUCACCCAGGGCCGUGAGCUCUGAGGGACCCAGGACGUCAUCCAGCUCAGAGGGCCCCGUUCCUGUGUCAGCUGAGUGAAAACAGGCUGACUUGCCCUGGGUCGAGCAACCCGUCAGUGGCCCUGAUGGCCCUGUGCCCCCCCACCCUGCUUCAGGUGGGAUGCCAUCCACCCCCUCCCUGUGUCCCUCCCCCCACCCAGCCUUACUCCACACCACGUGACAAUCAUUUUGUACGGAUAGCGGGAACAACCCUGAGGUUUUGUACAUUGGCGAUUUGUUUCCUAGAAAACCCACUGUGUGUCGGACUUCUGGCAUAUUAAUAAAAGCGCCUCUGCUUUGUA
This is a messenger RNA of Phyllostomus discolor (pale spear-nosed bat), 5140 nucleotides long. It is a transcript of the gene TPCN1, whose product is annotated as two pore segment channel 1. The transcript is spliced from 28 exons. Gene Ontology annotation, molecular function: voltage-gated channel activity; monoatomic ion channel activity. Gene Ontology annotation, biological process: transmembrane transport; monoatomic ion transport. The record is from RefSeq and is a predicted model, not a curated record. Gene Ontology annotation, cellular component: lysosomal membrane; endosome membrane. The coding region runs from base 307 to 2763 and encodes 818 amino acids. Lineage: Eukaryota; Metazoa; Chordata; Mammalia; Chiroptera; Phyllostomidae.